AGAGGCUAGGAGCGAUUGUUGAGCAAGCAUGUGCACAACUUGCUCGCAAUUGUUUUUUGCCAAUUGAAGAGGAAGAGAAAGUUGAAGAGGCAAUCCAUGAGGACUUUGGGGAGCAAGAAGAAUUCAUCCCAGAGAACUCACGAGAUGAUGUUGAACGAUCAAGUUCUUUGGUGGUAGACCACGAUCUUCCGUCUUUCACUUCAAGCUUUGAAGAGUUGCGCACAAGGAGGACAUGCAAGAGGAGCAUAUUGAAGAAAUUGCUUGGAAACUUUCCCUCCAUAUUGUGCUUGAUGAAGAGCGGGAAAAGGCGAGAAGGAAAGUUAUGGAGGAGGAGGUGAGCAUUAAAGAGGAGGAAGAUCUUGAUUGUUCCAAAGGGGAGGAACAAAAAGAAGUAGAAGGAAGGGAGGUUGUGGAAGAAGUAGAAGGAGCAAGUGGGGUCCAAUAUGAGGACCAGGCCGUUGUGGAUGAAGCAUCCACAAGUUACAAGAGCUACAAAAGCUUUCCACCCGACCUCGAUGCACUUUUGGAGAAGGACCCAUUUGCAGCUCUUUGCCAAGCCAAGGCCAAACCAUCGGCAUUCCCUCUUGGCGGAUGCAAUGGAAGUCAAUCGAUGAUGGACUAGAUGGUGUGGGGCAAAGAGAAAGAAGAAGAAGAGGUCUCGUGGGCGGAGCCUUAAAGUCUACCAAGUUCACGAGCCCUCAAUCAUGGAUUCGUCCAAUGCUCGUGGCUUGAGACUUCAUCUCACUGACAAGAAACUCAACUUCAAGGCGGUUCUCGGAUGGAUCAAAACUUGAGGAGCAACCGUCAGGCUUAUGAUGUAAAUGUAACGCUUGUUGGGAGGCGACCCAAUGUAGGUUUGUUUUUACUUUUAUGUUAUGUAAAAUUAUUUUGAAAUAAACUCGCCUUGCGUGA
Molecule: messenger RNA, 912 nt
Organism: Linum trigynum
Lineage: Eukaryota; Viridiplantae; Streptophyta; Magnoliopsida; Malpighiales; Linaceae
Source: the annotation of a GenBank genome assembly